AAUAAAUCCGUUUAAUAAAGAUAAACAAAGAAGAUUCAAUUUCUUUCUUUUUGUUUCGCUAAUCGUCCAGGUUUAUCUCCACGUACUCUCUGAAAACCCUAGUUUCUCUAUCGGACUCGCUUUCUUUAAAGUUAAGAUCGAAUAGGAAUCGCUUCCACCCCACCAUGAAGGUCAAGGAAGAAGUUAUGGAGGAAGUUCCGAACGUCGUCCCCGCCGGGAAGGACGCGAUUUGCAUAAGCAUCAGCAGCGGCAGUAGCACUGGUUCCUUGGACGACCGUUUUGCCGAUUUCGACGACGACGAUGAUGAUGACUCGGACGACACGGAAGCAAGUUGUCAUCGUCGGAAGAAGCCGAGAGUGAUGGAGUCGGUGCUUCCCUUGGGAUUCCUGGAUCCUCUCCCGCCCCAUGAGCGCGCUCGUAUAAAUUCCCAGAUACAAACCGCAUUGCCAUUGAGUACUUGUCACCCUACUAGCACGGCGGGGGACAAGCAGUUGCCGGCGGUUGUUAAACGGACGGCAGAAGCUGCUUCUCCAUUGUUUCAGAGCUGCAAGCAGUUCUGGAAAGCUGGGGAUUAUGAGGGAACCGUUUGUGCCGCUGCUCCCUCUUAUUCCGUUGCCAUGGAUCAUGUCAGAGUCCAUCCAAAGUUCUUACAUUCGAAUGCCACAAGUCACAAGUGGGCUUUGGGAGCUUUUGCAGAGCUUCUAGAUAAUGCUUUGGAUGAGGUCUGCAAUGGAGCUACCUAUGUCAAUGUAGAUGUGCUGAAAAGUAGUAAAGACGGGAAUAGUAUGUUAUUGGUUGAAGAUAAUGGUGGUGGAAUGAAUCCUGAUAAAAUGCGUCAAUGCAUGUCUCUCGGCUAUUCUACCAAAAGCAAAUUGGCGAAUACCAUAGGCCAAUAUGGGAAUGGCUUCAAGACAAGUAGUAUGAGGCUUGGAGCAGAUGUGAUUGUGUUCUCUCGUUGCAAGGGGAAAGAUGGAAGAAGCCCAACGCAAAGCAUUGGGAUGCUCUCUUACACAUUUCUAAGGGGAACGGGCAAAGAAGAUAUUGUUGUUCCCAUGAUUGAUUUUGAAAAAAGAGGAGAGUCUUGGGAUAUGAUGGUUCGAUCUUCUGCCAAUGAUUGGAAAAGGAAUUUGGAGACUAUAGUGCAGUGGUCUCCAUAUGUAAGUGAAGAUGAUCUCCUAGAGCAGUUCAAACUUUUGAAUGAUCAAGGUACUCGUAUCAUCAUAUACAAUCUUUGGGAGGAUGAUGAAGGAUUACCAGAACUUGAUUUUGAAACAGAUAAAGAAGACAUUCAGAUAAAGGGUGUCAACCGGGAUGAGAAGAAGAUCGCGAUGGCAAAAACUUACCCAAACUCUAGGCAUUUUCUGACUUACCAACAUUCUUUAAGGAGUUAUGCAUCCAUACUGUAUCUGAAGCUUCCAGCAGGAUUUCAAAUCAUUCUGAGAGGGAAGGAUGUUGAGCAUCAUAAUGUAAUCCAUGAUAUGAUGAUUUCGAAAGAAACCACAUACAGGCCACAGCCUAUUGUUGGUGAUGCUCCUAAGGAUCCAAAUUUGUUUGCCGUAGUGACUAUUGGUUUUGCAAAAGAUGCGAAAUAUCACAUUGAUAUACAAGGAUUCAACGUCUACCAUAAGAAUAGGCUCAUUAAGCCUUUCUGGAGGGUCUGGAAUGCUGCAGGGAGUGACGGUCGUGGUGUAAUAGGCGUCUUAGAAGCUAAUUUCAUAGAGCCUGCUCAUGAUAAGCAGGGAUUUGAACGCACUAUAGUUCUCACAAGACUUGAGAAUCGUUUACAGUACAUACAGAAGGAAUACUGGUUGACAAACUGUCAUCUAAUUGGUUAUGCAAAGAGACGUGACAAGAAAAAUAGCUCUCCUCCUUCUAAAACAAAAUCUUCCUCCAAAUUAAACUCGAAUAAUAGUAAUAAUAACCAUUCUAAUAAAAAAUCUAAUUUGAAAACCAAAGUGGAACAUGAACCGGUUGCAGACACCAGUGAAGAAGAUGAGAUUGCUACAGUUGAGUGUAGGACAGAAACAAGCAAUCCAUCCCAGCUGGCAUCCAAAUCCAGAAACCCUCAGCAAGAAUGCCCCCGAUCCCAGUGUGGUCCUUUGCCGGCUAGAGUCACAGGGCGAGAAGAAAACCUCCUUAAAAGAAUUGAGAGAAACGCUGGAGGAAGCUUAGCUAUGACAAGUGUCAACGGUGACGAACUAGUAUUAGAUUACACUCGUGUAAUGUUGCUACAAAAGUUGACGGAAGAGAAUAAUGUGCUCAAGAAAAGUCUGGAGGAUGCUCUGAAAGAUUUGCAGUAUGAAAGGGACAGAAAUAGGAUUCUGGAAAACAAGCUCGUGGAAGCAGGGGAAAGGACUGGAUUAAUAGACAAAGAACGACAAGUUUUCGUUGAUAAGUUUGCAGAAGAAAGAAAUCGAAGGGAAGAAGAGGAAGAGAGAUUAAGGAAAAGACUACAGGAUGCUUCUGAUACCAUACAAGAGUUGCUCAACAAAGUGAAGAUGUUAGAUAGUACGAUGGUAGUACGUUGCAAAAGUGAGUCCUGA
Messenger RNA from Ipomoea triloba (trilobed morning glory), 2543 nucleotides. RefSeq names its product protein MICRORCHIDIA 7-like. Gene Ontology annotation, molecular function: ATP hydrolysis activity. The transcript has 19 exons. Lineage: Eukaryota; Viridiplantae; Streptophyta; Magnoliopsida; Solanales; Convolvulaceae. The record is from RefSeq and is a predicted model, not a curated record. Gene Ontology annotation, cellular component: nucleus. Bases 165 to 2543 code for a protein of 792 amino acids.